Messenger RNA from Didymella exigua CBS 183.55, 1087 nucleotides. RefSeq lists its product as uncharacterized. Gene Ontology annotation, cellular component: Rad51C-XRCC3 complex; Rad51B-Rad51C-Rad51D-XRCC2 complex; replication fork. Gene Ontology annotation, biological process: reciprocal meiotic recombination; meiotic DNA recombinase assembly. The record is from RefSeq and is a predicted model, not a curated record. The coding region runs from base 66 to 929 and encodes 287 amino acids. NCBI's taxonomy places the organism in Eukaryota, Fungi, Ascomycota, Dothideomycetes, Pleosporales, Didymellaceae. Gene Ontology annotation, molecular function: crossover junction DNA endonuclease activity; four-way junction DNA binding. The transcript is spliced from 2 exons.
UUGUCAACUGCUGACAACCACCAGAUGCUGCAUGUGCGCCGCUCGUGCCCCAGCGCCUUCACGACAUGCUCUCACGGACUGGCUGUUCGUCUGAACCCCCGCCAGAUGCACUGCGAAGCCACUUCCAUCACCUCGCUGCGCCGACGCUCGCGCAUGUUCUGGCAUUGUUCAUGCAUCUGCCUGCGUCCUUUCCCCACUCGAGCGCGAGUCUUGUCGUGGUUGACUCACUGUCCACCCUCAUCGACAACGCAUAUCCGCGCAACACCGACGACCGCGUGAAAAACAAGACGGACCAGUCAAAGUGGGCUGCGGGGCGCAGAUAUGCAGUCAUCAACGACAUGAUUGCGACAUUCACGAAGUUUGCGGCACUGCACGACAUCGCCCUGGUGAUCACAUGCCAAACCAUCACCCGCAUACGAGGAGUCUCUCGAGCACUGCUGGUACCAGCUAUCACUGGUAUCGAGUGGGAGAACGGCGUUUCAACAUGCCUGCUCUUGUUCAGAGACUGGGUUCCACACCAGGCAAAGGCGCAAGAUAAGGUCGACGCAGAUAGAUUGCAGAAAACCAGAUUCGCUGGCCUGGUCAAACUCAAUGGUGUGGCCCUAGCCGACGAGGGUGGGGUGGGCAACGUGGUGCCCUUCGCUAUCGAGCGUUAUGGACUGUGCGACAUCAACAUUACCACAGACGAUGCGGCCACAACUACGGUGCUUCCAAUCCAAGCAGGGCGACCCAAGCGGACGUUCGACGAGGUCGACGAGACCGUAGCUCAAGAACCAGACUCGGACGAGGUCUACGGCUGGAUCGAGGACGAUGGUGUCGCAGCCGAGGGACUUCUGAUCGAUGACGCGCCUAAUAACGACGUUGACGUGCGAAAAGAUCCUGGCUCAGAAGGACGCACUGCGAAGGUCCAGCGAGUCUCGACAGUAUGAAAGGCUGAGCACGUCUUGCCCAGGGUGUCUUCUGCAUGAACGACCGCAAUCCUGCGAAAGGGUCGUUGUGCCGCCCAUGCAUUCUACCCUACGCCGUGACCGGGAGAGCCGGGUAAGCAACUGUACAUCUCCCUUGGAGAUGUGCCUCCAAAUUUAGC